Molecule: messenger RNA, 3570 nt
Organism: Megachile rotundata (alfalfa leafcutting bee)
Lineage: Eukaryota; Metazoa; Arthropoda; Insecta; Hymenoptera; Megachilidae
Gene: wit
Product: kinase protein wishful thinking
Biological process (GO): BMP signaling pathway; protein phosphorylation; cellular response to growth factor stimulus
Cellular component (GO): signaling receptor complex; plasma membrane
Molecular function (GO): ATP binding; transforming growth factor beta receptor activity
Source: RefSeq, a predicted model, not a curated record
CACUGAAGUUAGUCGAAUUGCGCGAAUAGGAUAUGAUCUAUCGUGGGAUGAAUAAAUCUCAUUUUUAUAUACAUAUAUUAAAUUCUUAUUGAACACUGAUAUAAAAAUACAAAAGAUUAUUGAAAAAAAAUAAAAGAAAUGAGCAUCGUAAUUUAUAACUGGUUUGUGUUGGUAAAACAAGUAACUAACGUCAAGGGAUUUUUUUGCGGUGCAUAUUUGACACUUUGCAUUGUCUUUGCGAACGCGUAAAUGAAUUACAAUUGAGUGGAUUUCGUUUUGUCUGUCAAAUAUAUUAACGUUGAUACGGUAUUUGUUUUAAAAAAUUUUAAUAUUAUUUUGUGGAUACGUACAAUGUUAUUAUUGGUGGCAUAUUUAUUUUUUCAAGAUUUCCGGUUACAAAACUCGAAAAACUUAUUGCUUAUGAUAUGAAUGAAACCUACAUAUGGUAAUAAUGUAUGUUGGUAUAUCUGAAGAUGCCAAUUCUUAAGGACCAACGCUUCUGUUGAAGUGUUUGAGUUCAAGAGGCCUGCCAAGGCACAAUGAAAGCCAUUGUAUCAAUUACGUUGAUCGUGCUAUUAUAUGGGAUAAACUCAAUACCCAUUAAUGCUGUUAGAAUAUGUGCUAGCAGGAAAAAAAGUAUUGAAAACCUCCCUUUAAAACAAAAUGCACAAAGUGUACCUGAAAAUAUAUCCAACGACAGUAAUGUGGUUCAUACUACAAAGGAUGAUGAUAUUAAAUUUGAAAAAUGUACCAAUUUUUGUCAUGCACUAUGGCAGGAAGAUAAGACUACAAAUGGAACAGAAAUUAUCAUUUUAUCUCAAGGCUGUUGGAAACAAUCUGGUGAACAAAAAUGUGAAACUUCCGAAUGCAUUGCUCUUCAACGCUCUACUAAAGCAUUGAACAAUACAAAAUUUUGUUGUUGUCAUGGAGACUAUUGUAAUCUUAAUAUUAAUAGCACCAAUAUUCUAUAUUCUGAUAAUAAAUUACAGAGCUCCAUUUCUACAGAAAAUAAUCAACCAACGACUGAAUAUUUGGAACAACCAGAUUCUGGAAGAUGGAUCCUUAUUAUAACAAGUGUGCUAUUGUGCAUGUUAUUAGUAAUAUGUAUUGUAGCAUUAAUGGUAUAUCGUGUGUACCAUACCAAUAUGUUAGCAAGAUUAGGAAAACCACUUCCAUAUUCUGAUCAGUUUAUGGACAGUACAGCCCUGAGAACUGGUACUUACACAGUAGAUCAUUUGAAACUUACAACAAUUGUAGGGCAAGGACGUUAUGGAUCUGUAUGGCAAGGCAGCAUGGGGGAUCAAGAUGUUGCUGUAAAAAUAUUUCCUUCCCAUUAUCGUAAUUAUUUUCAAAACGAACGUGAUACUUAUUGUCUUCCCUUUAUGGAACACCCAUCGCUAUUAAGUUAUUACGGUGUAGAUGAGAGGGUUAGCAUGGAAGGCAGCGUUGAAUAUCUUUUGGUACUUAGUUUUGCAUCAGGUGGUACUUUAACAGAUUUCUUAAGAACUCAUAUAAUCGAUUGGAGUACAUUUUGCAAGAUGGGUCUCUCAAUGGUGAAAGGACUUGCUUAUUUACAUACUGACAUACAUAAAGGGGAUAAAUUCAAGCCAUGCAUUGCACACAGAGAUAUCAAUUCCAGAAAUAUAUUAAUCAAAGCUGAUGGUACUUGUUGCAUAUGUGAUUUAGGAUUGGCAGUUCAAAUUGCUGGUUCUAAAUAUUAUUCAAAUGGUGAAGAACAGCAUGCUGAGUUAAAAUCAAUUAAUGAUGUUGGUACUUUGAGAUAUAUGGCGCCAGAAAUAUUAGAGGGUGCUGUUAAUUUACGAGAUUGUGAAAGUUCUUUGAAACAAAUAGACGUAUAUGCAAUGAGUUUAGUACUAUGGGAACUCGUUUCAAGAUGUUCAGAUAUAUAUAUGCCAGGAUCAGAAGUACCUCCGUAUAGACAACCAUACGAAAAAGAAAUUGGUCUUCAUCCAACUUUUGAACAAAUGCAAGUGUUAGUUUCUCGUAAUAAAGCAAGGCCAUUAUUGGAGGGUAAUUUAGUAGACAGACCUGGAGUACGACUUAUUAAAGAAACUAUGGAAGACUGUUGGGAUGCAGAUGCGGAAGCUCGAUUAACUGCUUUAUGUAUAAAAGAACGUCUUUCGGAGCUACAGUCUCAUCGUGUGCCUUCAACUACAAACAGCCUUUACAGUGAAUCUUCGCAUCACGAUAAUGUUCACGCCAUUCAACAAACAUCCCAUACAAUACAAGACAACUCGAGCAACGAAGGUGGCUUUGUUGAAAAUUUAGUAACACUAUCGCCUUCUGAAAGCAUUGUCCAUGAGCAUAGCUUUAAAAAUUCAAAUGAGGUAGCAAUGUAUAACCAUACGCAAGCACUUCAACCUUACCAAGGUCGAAAUCCUUGUAUGGAAAGAAAUUUAAUGUUACAAUCAGAUUCCUUUGAAGAUUUAGGAUGUAAUGGUAAUGUGCUUGUUGAUAAGUCUAUGAAACAUGCAUGCAACGAUCAAUACAAAAUUGUGUCAGAAGCGCAGGGACUUGUUUCUCAUGAUUAUUUAAGUCAACAUACAACUCAAUUGACGCAGUUAAGACCGGCCACACCUAUACCGUAUGUUCAAAACGUUAUUUCGGAUGAUGGCACAUCGUCGUAUGGUAAACGGAAACAAACGAAUAUGCAUGAGAUUUGUACACAAGAAAGCCCUAGGAAAAAAUUAUUUGGCUGGUCUAAUUUUAAAAAACUACUGGUUAAUAAGAAAAUGUAUCCAUACAAUAAGUAUCAAAUAGAUCGAGAAGAUUCUAAGUCUAAUUUAUUGACAAAACAGAAUGUACAGAUCAAAACUGUGGAAACUAACGUAACGAUAUCUCCAGGGGGAAAGUAUGUAAACGGUAUUAUCAAUAAGGCACCUACUUUUUCCUCUCCGUUAGACAAGAACGAUAAGAAUGCUAUACAAAUUGGAAAACAAAACUUCGAUAACGAAAGUAAUGCAAAUUCUAGACCAUCCACUUUGCCUCUUGUAAAUUUGAAAAAUGAAAAAAGUAAGAAUAUUAGUAGACAGGAAAGUAUUGACAAAUUCAACGAAGUUUUUAACGUUGGAUCUAAUGUGAAUAUAUUAAAAGAUCCUCACAUGAGAAUAAAGACACCAGGAGAUUUGCCACCUUCUGUGAGAAAGGUUCGUGGCCGUGGACAAUCAACUGCUAGAUUUUCUCUGUACGAUGAUCGAAUGAUGUGCAAUAUUUUAAGUGAAGAAGACGAUAGAAAUGAUAAGACUAUUUGGAAUUCAGUACCACUUGGUAUGGAUCUCGGAGACAGCGAUGACAAACAUUCGCCAGAUAAAUUUAGUACCAAAAACGUUACUUGCUUUUAAUCGAAAAUAAUAUUAAUAUAUUUGUAAAAGUUUUUAGAAAUAAGCAUAAAUAUGGCUGUAGUAUAACUUCAGCUUCAAUAUAUACGUAUGUACAGAAGAAAAUAUAAAGACAGAUUUUAUACUCUUAAAAAAAAUUCAUUAUGAAAAUUCAAUUACUAAAAGAAACAACAUUGAAGAACAAGGAAACAGAAUAUACUCAAAUAUUACU